Molecule: messenger RNA, 2873 nt
Organism: Sesamum indicum (sesame)
Lineage: Eukaryota; Viridiplantae; Streptophyta; Magnoliopsida; Lamiales; Pedaliaceae
Source: RefSeq, a predicted model, not a curated record
CCAUUAGAAAAGUUUCUCUUCAGCGACUUCAGUUCUUAAUGGACAAGAUUGGAGAAAAGGGAACAGCAGAGGAGAUUUCAGUCUGACCGAACCGAAAUUACCUAACAGUAACAUUAGAUAGAUAUACGAGGUCCGUCGUCACUAUAACAGCAGAGUUGCCUUUUCAAUUUCGGCGCACAACGUUAGAAUUUUCUCUUCUCCUUUUUCGUCUCUCUAAUUUUUCCCCAACUCCUCCUCUUUGAUCCUUUUUCAUUUUUUUUCUUUUAAGAAAUCGGAAAAAUAAAUAGACUCUGCUUGUUAAUUUUUUGAGUUAAUUCAUCUUCAAUUCGUAUUUUCCCCUCAAAGUCUGCGCGGAGGAGGGAAACCCUGGAGUUGAGUUGGUAGUUUGGAGAUGAAAUCGCCUUUGGGGACGCUCAGAAAAUUCGGGCUGACUAAGAACGAGCCCAAGGAAAAAUGGGAUCACAAAAUCUCGGUGCAUAUUGAUGGGUUAACUCAAGCAGCAAAGGAUAUGAAAGACAUGAGAACGUGCUAUGAUAGUUUACUUUCAGCUGCAGCUGCUACAGCGAAUAGUGCAUAUGAGUUUUCUGAGUCCUUGUUGGAAAUGGGGAAUUGUCUACUGGAGAAAACUGCAAUGCAUGAUGAUGGACAAAGUGGCGGAGCAUUGUCCAUGCUUGGAAAAGUGCAGCUUGAACUUCAGAAACUAGUUGAUAGCUAUCGGUCCCAUAUUAUCAUGACAAUCACAAACCCGUCAGAGUCUCUUCUUAGUGAGCUGCGGAAAGUGGAGGAGAUGAAGUUGCAAUGCGACGAGAAAAGGGAGAUGUUUGAAUACAUGGUGGGACAAUUUAGAGAAAAGGGAAAGUCGAGACAUGGAAAAGGGGAGACCUUCACCUCACAGCAAUUGCAGGUUGUUUGUGAUGAAUAUGACGACGUUGCAAGGCUCUGCAUUUUUCGGGUGGAAUCAUUGAAGCAAGGGCAAAGCCGGAGCCUAUUAACACAAGCAGCUCGUCACCAUGCUGCACAGUUAAAUUUUUUCCGGAAAGGACUUCAAUCUCUUGAAGCAGUUGAACCACAUAUUAGAAAUGUUGCAGAGAAGCAACACAUUGAUUAUGAGCUAAGUGAAUUGACUGAAGUGGAGAAAGGUGAUGAUGAAGGAAACAGUUUUGAAACUAAUGAUUAUGGUGAAUUAAGUUUUGACUAUAGACAAAACAAGCACGAGCUAGACAAUGCUUGCACGUCGAGGAACUCAAUGGAGCUGGAUCAGUUGGGUGCUCCAAGCGCACAAACUCCUAAGGUAAAAGAUGUUGAGGUGCAUAUGGGCAGUAGCAAAAGCCAAGGAGAUGAAAUACCAAGUCAACGAUCUCGUGCGGGCAGUCAUUCUGCACCAAUCUAUCCAGAGAAGUUUGACCCUUCUGACAGAAUUAGAGAAAUGCGGACUGCCGUGCAGAAACUUAAUACUCAUGUGCUGCCCACUCCAGCUGAUGCAAAGGGUUCAGUCCCAAGUAGUUCUGCACCCCAGUCCAGCACUGUACUACCUGUUGAGAGCUCCAAAAAUCCAUGGCAUUCUUCCCCUCUGAACAUUGAGAAGCCAAAGAAGUCCAUAGAUGAUCAUUUAUCUGCACGCAGUUUUUCAAAGGCUCAAAUAGCCGUUGAAGAGACCAGCAACAACAAACACUUUCUCCCACUACCCCGCCCCCUCACUGAGGGAGCUGCUGUCCCACAAUUUGAAACUCAGGGUGGACUUGAUACUCGGAAAAUUAAAAGGCAGGCAUUUUCUGGUCCCUUAGCAAGCAAACCAUCAUCCAACAAGCCCCUCCUACCUACCAGUGGACCCAUAAGUUCCACUGGAGCACCUCAAUCAGUUUCUGGAUUGCUUUCUCGUGCAUCUGGUCCCCAGGCUCCCUCAUUUGUAAAUGUAUCUCAUAAUGCUUCACCGCCCCUUGUAUCUUCACCCAAAAUAAGUGAGCUUCAUGAGCUCCCUAGGCCCCCUGAUUCUUUUAGUUCCAAGCCCAUGCGAAGUGUUGUGGCCCUUGGGCACUCUGCUCCCCUAGUCAACAGAAAUCGAGAAGUAUCCCCAACAAAUAGGAAUCCUUCAAGGCAAUCAAAAGAAGGGUCGCCACUUCCACUUCCACAACUACUAACUGUUUCUCGAAGUUUCUCAAUACCCUCUAGUAGUCAGAGGGCAUCAGCUUUACAGUCAGGUAAGCUAUUGGAAUCAUCUGAAAUUGUGCAGAAGGCAGAAGAAGUUGCUUCUCCUCCACUAACUCCAAUAUCCCUAUCAAACAUGAAGCCACCAAAUUCUGGACAAAUAAGAGUGGAUGCAGGUGGCAGCUGAACUCUCUGGGAUUUGUCCGUGGAAUGUUUGGCUUCUUUGAGUUUUUAGGGCUGAGUAUAUUUUGGGAGUUUCUUGCUGGGUAAAUGUCUGUAAAUAUAGUUUCUAUGUAUUUCCUUGAAUUAAUCCCCUUCUCUUGCUAAAUCAAUUCAUCCGACUACAUUGAGAGCCAAAAUACAACACAAUUUUGCAGUUAUUAUGCUUUGUAUGUGGUGUAACUCUGCUUUCUCUGGUUUUUGUGGGUUGUGGCGUGUUACUCUGUUGGCGUGGGUGGGGCGGAAAGAAUGUGUGACUAUGGGUAUCUGGUUGGUAAAAAAAACUUGCAAACUACUUACAAAAUUGUCCUGUUUUUGGCAUUAUUUAUAGGUUGGGAUGUAUACCAUUUUGUUCUUCAAGUUGGGUGGUUGUGGUGGAUAUGUAUUUCAUUUUGAUGCGCUACCCCAGUGGGAGCGGGGGUGGGGCUCUUAUUAUUCGUCUGUGCCAUCCAUUUGACUACAGGAAUUGUUAAGAGUUGCAAACAAUAUCUUGUAUAUGUAAUUUCUCA